This is a messenger RNA of Tauraco erythrolophus (red-crested turaco), 819 nucleotides long. The record is from RefSeq and is a predicted model, not a curated record. NCBI's taxonomy places the organism in Eukaryota, Metazoa, Chordata, Aves, Musophagiformes, Musophagidae.
GGACUUCGAUCUAGCAGAUUAUGACUACCUGCCAGUAUCUUCUGAAAUCAAAGAACUCUUUGAAUACAUCAAGAGGUACACUCCCAAAACAAUAGAGAUCGAGCACAAACUGCAGCCUUUUAUUCCAGACUUUAUUCCAGCAGUUGGAGACAUUGACGCGUUCCUAAAGGUUCCCCGUCCGGACGGCAAGCCUGAUAACCUGGGCCUGCUGGUCCUGGACGAGCCGUCGACCAAGCAGUCGGAUCCCACCGUGCUCUCCCUUUGGCUGACGGAGAACUCCAAGCAGCACAACAUCACACAGCAGAUAAAAGUGAAGAGUUUGGAGAACGCAGAAAAGAACCCCAAAGCCAUUGACAGCUGGAUUGAAAGUAUCGGCGAACUGCACCGCUGCAAACCUCCCGCCACGGUCCAUUACACCAGGCCAAUGCCCGACAUCGAGACCCUCAUGCAGGAAUGGUCACCGGAAUUUGAGGAGCUCUUGGGGAAGGUGGGCCUCCCGACUGCAGAGAUGAGCUGUGACCUGGCCGAGUACGCCGACAUGAUUUGCGCCAUUCUGGACAUCCCCGUGUACAAGAGUCGGAUCCAGCCUCUGCACGUCCUCUUCUCCCUCUACUCGGAGUUCAAGAACUCGCAGCAUUUCAAGCCCCUGGCUGAGGGGAAGAAGGGUGGGAGCCCACCGUCCAACGCCCCUUCACGAGCAGCAGACACAGAAGUGUUCAGCUUUACUUGAAGCUUCACGUUAAACCCUCAUCUCCUGGAUCGAUGUCCGCCGCCGGACAGCCAGAUCCGACCGAAGCAGCCUGGGAAGCAACGCGCCGC